This is a messenger RNA of Jaculus jaculus (lesser Egyptian jerboa), 1193 nucleotides long. It is a transcript of the gene Ciao2a, whose product is annotated as cytosolic iron-sulfur assembly component 2A. NCBI's taxonomy places the organism in Eukaryota, Metazoa, Chordata, Mammalia, Rodentia, Dipodidae. Bases 204 to 686 code for a protein of 160 amino acids. The record is from RefSeq and is a predicted model, not a curated record. The transcript has 5 exons.
GCACGCUGGGGCAUGUAGUCCUCGUAGUUCCUUUCCCUAGGUCCUCCGCGCUACCUUGUGCGGUCCCGCCUAUUCUCUGCUCUUCUGAAUCUUAACACAUGUCUCGCCCUAUUUGAAGACCAGGAAGUUGAUAAAUCCUAAGACCGGCUGCGGAGAGACGGUGGCUCGGUUGGGACAGUCGCCAGGGAUGGCGGAGCGUGAGGAUGGAGCGGGUGUCCGGGCUGCUCUCCUGGACGCUGAGCAGGGUCCUGUGGUUCUCAGGCCUCUCUGAGCAGGGAGCUGCUCGGCAGCCCCGGAUCAUGGAAGAGAAAGCGCUAGAGGUUUAUGAUUUGAUCCGAACUAUCCGGGACCCGGAAAAGCCAAAUACGUUGGAAGAACUGGAAGUGGUAAGGGAGAGUUGUGUGGAGGUUCAGGAGAUAAAUGAAGACGACUAUUUGGUCAUCAUCAGGUUCACACCAACAGUACCUCAUUGCUCUUUGGCAACUCUUAUUGGGCUAUGCUUAAGAGUGAAACUUCAACGAUGUUUGCCAUUUAAACACAAGUUGGAAAUUUACAUUUCCGAAGGAACCCACUCAACAGAAGAGGACAUCAACAAGCAGAUCAAUGACAAGGAGCGAGUGGCGGCCGCCAUGGAGAACCCCAGCCUGCGCGAGGUCGUGGAGCAGUGCGUUCUUGAGCCUGACUGACAGGCGUGUCAAGAGCCAUUGAACUGCAGUCGGUUGAUACAUUUAAGUUCUCUGUAAAGUGUAAAAACCUCACAUUUAACUUCAUGUUUCAUGUACAGGCGGAUUGUACCUCAGAUGCAUUUUUUUAAAGAAUUGUUUCCAAGUGGGUUUUAGUUCUAAGGUAGUGCCUAAUUUGUUUAACCAAUAAUAUUCUCGGGAUUUGUAACACUUACGUGAUCAUACAGAAUAAUAUCUUCUAGCUAUUACGUGUCAGACAAGUUACUAUUUUUCUGAUGCCAAUUCUGACAACUACUUUUCAUGUCAAGUUAUCUACUGUGCCCACAUGUGUUCAAUUUAAGUUGUUCCUCUAAAAUAAAUCCAGCAGAUGAUUCUUAUAAUGACUAACUGUAUGUUGUCAUUAAAUUUAAGCUCUGUGUAAAUGUGAACCCCUAAAAGAUACUGCCAAAGCUUUAUUUUUGAUGAUUUUUGGGUAGAAUCAAGUCUGAACAAUAAAAAUCCUUAAGAUCA